Molecule: messenger RNA, 738 nt
Organism: Neogale vison (American mink)
Lineage: Eukaryota; Metazoa; Chordata; Mammalia; Carnivora; Mustelidae
Gene: TYMP
Product: thymidine phosphorylase
Source: RefSeq, a predicted model, not a curated record
GGGAGCGAUGGGGCCACAGGGAGUCGGGACCCUCCAGGCCCCCCGCCAGACCCCGGGCAACUCCCGGAGCUGAUCCGCCUGAACGAGACAGGCCGCCUCAACCAGGGGGCCAUCUGCGGCUUGGUGGGCGCUGUGGACUGGAGCGCGCAGGGCGCGCAAAUUGGUGCGCGAGAAAUUCUGGACGCCUCUGACCCCAAGAUCAGCCCCAGAGACCGCCUGCCCCUGGGGCCCCACCACUGUCAGAACUAUUCCAUAGGGCAAGUGGGCGACAAGGUCGGCCCGGUCUUCUUACCGGCCCUAGCAGCCUGUGGACUGCAAGGUUACAAGAUGCCUCCUCUCCAGAUCAGAACGUCUGACCUCAAAGAGGUCAGCAACCCACACGCAGUUUCUAACUUCAAGCCUGGCCUAGACAGAGUCCCCAAAGGCAGACCAUCCCCCAGGCUUCUCAACCCCAGAACAGAACUUAGGUUCCCCCUUCCCAUCAGCCCCCAUAACAGGACCAAGUUAUCCAGCUCCUUGGGUACCCCAGUUAGGAUUCCCAAGGCAAGAGCUGGGUACUCCUCUACCUUGGGAGUGGGCUGCUGUCCUGUGGGUCCCAACAGGAGGCUGGUUCCUGUGGAUGGACUCCUGUAUGAAGCAGAGGUGUCAGCCACUAUUAACAGCCCGCUAGUCAUUACAGGUAGCCUGCCCCCAGGCUCUGGGUCUACCUCCUGCGUAUUAAAGACGCCUGACCUCUGA